Molecule: messenger RNA, 692 nt
Organism: Aspergillus ibericus CBS 121593
Lineage: Eukaryota; Fungi; Ascomycota; Eurotiomycetes; Eurotiales; Aspergillaceae
Exons: 4
Coding region: 21-530 (169 amino acids)
Source: RefSeq, a predicted model, not a curated record
GAAAUUGCACCAGAAGCAUAAUGUCUUCCGAACUUCCAGAUAUUGCCGGAUUGAAGCGCGCCGUGCAAAGCGGCCAGCGCGUUGGCGCAGAGGAUGUCUCUGCUUUAGCACAGACCGAAAGCGAAUUGACCGGUGGUGGACCCAUCAGAGGUGGAACAGCAGCAACUGCUCAGAGUCUAGCCAUGAAACAGAUGAACUUUGAGGAAAAAUUGGACGAACUCUCCCGAAAGCCCCAAAGCCACAUCACCCGGGAUGAUGCUCGAGAGAUUCACGCAGCAGAGGGCCGAGCCUUUAACAAACCUCCGGGCCCGGGAUCCAUUGCAGCCCAGGUCCGAUCUAUAGCCGAUCGAAACGAGGCCCUUGGCGUGCCUGCUAUGCCUGGAGAAGCCUCGGUGUAUAUUACCAAGGAUGAUGCGAGUGAAGCACAGCAUGCUGAGUCGACGAUAUAUGGCGGGCAAAAUCCACGGGGCGGGAUUGCGGCGCAGAUGCAGAGUGCUGCUGAUAAGAUCGAAAACGCGUACCGGGGAUGAUUUCGAAGUGGUUGGUGGUUCAGUCCGGUAAGUGGGAGCCACUACCUUCGUCGGGAUCUUAAACAGUUGUGCCAAGGGGUUGCCAGUCUCGAGUUCUGCGCCGCCACCUCUUUGCGUUCUUUCAAUCUCUUUCCUUGGUUUGUAUGAAUAGGGUCAAAUGGC